Oncorhynchus gorbuscha (pink salmon) is the source of this 4381-nucleotide messenger RNA. Its product is annotated as protein CLN8-like. Bases 231 to 1100 code for a protein of 289 amino acids. The transcript has 3 exons. Gene Ontology annotation, biological process: lipid homeostasis. Gene Ontology annotation, cellular component: endoplasmic reticulum; membrane. The record is from RefSeq and is a predicted model, not a curated record. NCBI's taxonomy places the organism in Eukaryota, Metazoa, Chordata, Actinopteri, Salmoniformes, Salmonidae.
AUGUUAUCGUCUGUCAAACGAAAGAUGUGAAAUCACUCACUUCUCCAUUCUUGUGCCUCUGUCAUUUCAAGCAUAGCCAGAAGUUAACAUACCAAAAUCACCUUAUCUUGGGAUGGUUUAUAACUAACCCAUGGGACACCUUCGGUGAUUACUGGUUACUCAACUCUGUGAGAACUCUGCGGGUGUAAGAGCAACAGACAUUAUCCACCAUCCCACCCACACAAAUCAACAUGACCUCCCAGCAGGCCAACCCUUUGCUGGCAUUCAAGAGCCCCGCUGACCUCAGUCUGGACUACUUCUCCUGGGUCCUUCGCCUCCAGAUCAUCAGCCUGGGCUUUGCCUUCUACACUGCCAUUUUCCUCCUCUCCCACCUGGUGUCCACAGCCCUCUCCCAGACCUACCACUCUCUGCUGGCCAAGGAGAAGGUGUUCUGGAACCUGGCGGUCACACGGGCCGUAUUCGGCCUCCAGAGCACGGUGGCAGGCUUACGAGCUCUAACCGAAGACUCGGCCUUGUCAAGGGACAGGAUAAGAGGUCAGGAGGACUGGUCGUGGUUCACCGUGCUCACCGCCACGGGCUUCUUCCUGUUUGAGAAUGUGGCGCUGCAUCUCUCCAGUGUGAUGUUCAAGUCCUUCGACCUCGCUCUGGCUACCCACCAUUUCUUUGCCCUGUCGGGGUUCACUGGGGCUGUGGUCUGGGACUCACUAGGGCAUUACCUGCCAAUGGUCACUCUGCUGCUGGAGAUGAGCACGCCUUUCACCUGCAUCUCCUGGAUGUUACUAAAGGCGGGCUGGGCAAGGACCCUCUUCUGGAAGGCCAACCAGUGGGUGAUGAUCCACAUGUUCCACUGCCGCAUGGUGCUUACCUACUACAUGUGGUGGGUGAGCUGUAGUCACUGGGGGGAGAUGAACAUGUAUGUGGCUCUGCCCCAGCGAGUCCUCUUCUACACUGGCCUGGCCCUGCUCACAGUGCUUAUCAACCCCAUCUGGACACACAAGAAGACCAUGCAGCUCCUCAACCCUGUCGACUGGAACUUCAGCAACAAGCCAUUGCCCAACGGCCCCAGUGGAGAACGGGAAGAGAAACCUCAUGAGAGCUAAACUGAGCCAAGGACUGUGAUCCUGUUUUGUACAGUUACCUUUCUUUUACUAUGCUUGUAAAGGAGAGGAAGUGUGAUUCAAAGUGAGAAAUAUUCUAACUCUGGCUUUUAAUUUUGUAAUGGAGAGGAAAGACUAUUUUAAAUACUAUUUUCUUACUAACUCUGGCUUUUAGUGUUUGAAGUAUUUCAAGUUUAACUGAACUACUGUGUUUUUAAGGUUCUCAGUAUAGGUCUGUUGUCUCUACAAGAUGUGGGUGAAAGGGCCUUUGACGACAAGAAAUGUCAUAGGUGAACUUAGUUUUAUAGAAGAGAGUAGAAAAGUGUUGGCCUGACCUGUAUGCCAUUGGUUAUUCACUGGUUUUGAUAGUGUUGCUUUGAGUGGGAGUACAGAUGAACAGAGAGAAAGGCAUAUUAUUGUUCUGUCUACUUAGUUCAGCUUCCAGCAGAAAGGUGUGAAUGUACUAGUUAACCUCUCUGGAAUGGGGUGUUGGCUUGUUUGAAGUUCCCUGAUGCGCCAGUGGUCUUUGCACUUACUGGUAAAGUGUGUGUGUGGUCACUCAAACACUAUGUGCUGAGCAAAGACCAGUCCAUGAGGCAGCAGAUUUUCUCGCUGAGAACAAACUCAGUGACAGACUGAGACUGGAGACUGGGUCACAAUUUGGCAGAUGAGGAAAGUCUAACAGCUUUCGAACGUCAUUGGAAGGCAAGCAACUUCUUUCUGUAUUGUAAAACAUGCUUUCUGACUUGCUUCAGAGUAGACUGUAAUGUGUGCUGGUAGUGUUGUGUGCUCUAGUUGAAUCUUUAUCAAUUAAUUUAAUCUUGAGAAAAUGGUUCCUGUAUUUUGUGGAUGUCUGAGUCGUAUCUUUGAUAGUGGGGUUGACUUAAUAGUAUAGACUCCUUGUAGACUCUCUAAACGUGUGACAGUGGAUGCUAAGAGAGCUGUGAGAAGCAGUGUUGUUUUCAGCGGUGGUCACCAAAGGGAGUGGAUAGACUCCGGGGUGGCAGGGUAGCCUAGUGGUUAGUGUUGGACUAGUAACCGGAAGGUUGCAAGUUCAAAUCCCUGCGCUGACCAGGUACAAAUCUGUCGUUCUGCCCCUGAAGAGGCAGUUGACCCACUGUUCCUAGGCUGUCAUUGAAAAUAAGAAUAUGUUCUUAACUGACUUGCCUAGUUAAAAAGGAAAAAAAAUAUAUAUAUAUAUAACAAGCACCAAGGUGCAGGCCAAAUUAACUCUCUACCACUGAUCUGUCGGAAAAUGAAGUUGGGGGUUAAUUCUUUGAGUAAUCUCUUCUUUGUUUGCGAUCUCCUAGACCUUCUAUAAACCUGCAAUUUAAAUCCAGUUCAUUCAAGAUUUAUGUUAGAUGGAGUGUGUGAGUUUGAACCCUUAACCUGGUUGUUUGUGGACAGAUGCAUUUCAGUCCUGUAGUCUAGCAUGGAGCUUUUGGAAACUACUCAUCCACAUUGACCUACAUCAAGACUGCUAUACUGUACUUCACAAAUCCUCUCUUGACUUGAGAGGUGUGGAAAAUAGAAUAAGAAUAUAUCAAUGCUACAAACAACUUAUGACACCAAGGCAUUACACUGGUGUGCAUCACGGUGAUGUGAUUAUACAUUUCGAAUAGCUCCCCAUGUGUUUAUGCUAGAGACUUACCAUUUCUUGCAGUGGCUGCAGCUCAAUCCCCUCUUUCUUCUGAUUUAUAAAGCUUGCGCCCAUUCCAUAAUAUGGGGUUUGUGAAAGUGGUAUUUCUCUACACAAAGGAUCCAGACAAGAAAAUAGUCACGGAAUCAUCUGUAAAACCCGUACUGUUUGAGCUACAAACUAAAAAGUCACCCCAGGGAAAGAUUAGACUUUCAUGAACACGACGGUGUCAUAUGUUUUGCCCUUUGUCACACGCUUCAGGAGAGUCGUCUGAAUGUUUUGCCCUUUGUCACACGCUUCAGGAGAGUCGUCUGAAUGUUUUGCCCUUUGUCACACGCUUCAGGAGAGUCGUCUGAAUGUUUUGCCCUUUGUCACACGCUUCAGGAGAGUCGUCUGAAUGUUUUGCCCUUUGUCACACGCUUCAGGAGAGUCGUCUGAAGGUAAACCCUGGACCGGCCUGUAAAAAUGGCCCGACGUGCUUUGGGUUAAAAUUUUCACUAAUAAAGUGACCAAACAUGGGACCAAUUUAUGUCUCUCAGAUAUAGGAAAAAUACUUCAAAACCUUUGUCCUUUUGACGGUGUUUUGCGAUGUACAAAUGUGUUAUUCAAUGUGUUUUUUUAUGGGCUAUAGCAGUAAAGGCCAAAUUCAAUGUUUUAAUUAAAUAAUUUAUAUAUACAGUAUUUAUACCUACAGGGGUCCUAAAAUUCAAAAUCAAAUGGUUAAAUGAUACAUUUUAUGGUCAUCUUUUAAAACAAUUCCAUAUGUUAGCUUAGAUAUUGCAAUCUAAGGGCUCAGACCCACACUGGUUAAACACACUUUCAUUCUCAUCUAGAUGCUUUUUAGGAAAUGGUUAUGUUCAACCUGCUUUGCAUCAUAGGUUCGUGUUAUGUCUAAUUCUGUUAAAAUGUAUUUCAUUAGACAUUUUCACACUCAGUAUUACAUUAGUCAUAUAUCCUAGAACUCUGCUGGUGUUGGUUAGAAAGGAUAGGGUAUUACAAGUCAUUCACAUGGGAAAACCUCAACAUUCAUUUAUUUUCAUAGUCUUAGGUAAUGAGUUUGUAGUUGAUUCUUUUGGGUUAAGUGUUUCGAGUUGAAAAGGGAACAGGCAUCAUUUCUUGUUUAGCUUGCUUUUAUUUUUUUAUUACAAUAGAUUAUUGAAUUCAAAUAGAUGCACGACUGAAGGCCUUCAUAGCCAUAAUUAACCUAAACUUUAUAUUUUGAAAAUCUUUUUUGAAUUCAGGUUUUAUUAAGUUUAUGAAGUAAGUCUUGUUUAGUCGACAUGUUUGCCUGGCAUUAAGAAUAUAGCAAUACAAUAAAGAAAAUGUACACAGUAGCUUUAUUUUAGUUGGUUGAUGCCAGCUUUAACCAAAUACAAUGGAGUUAUUUAUGGGUUCCAAACUUGAUUAUUUGUAUUUCCAGUGGGAAUUUUGUCAUUCUUUCUUUAAAUGUUUUCUACUACGAUACAGUCUAAUUAGUUCUGAGCUUGUAUAUUAACAGUGUUGGAUUUGCCAUUAGUUUCUACUAUUGUCUGUCGGUAUGAAGUUGUGUGAUGGACGCUCACACAUUGAUAGUGUCAUUUUCUCAGACUACCACUCAAAUCUGUUCACUUUAACAUGAGCUGUCAAUAAAACCUUUAACAUCCUC